CCAGACAGACCCACAGAGCCACCUUCACCCUCUCCUGCAGCUGGAGGGAGACUGCUGGGGCCUCGCCGUCUCUCCGGAUGGGUUGCUUGUGGAGGAAGACCUUGUCUUUCUUCCUCGUUUUUGUGCCUAUAUAUCUACAUGGGGCUUCAUCGCAGGCAGCCGCCCCAGUGGGGCCCAGGAAACCGUUUCUCGAGAGGCUCCGUAGACUGGAGGAACAGUUCCGGAGAUUCCAGGAGGUGACCUGGACACACCUGCAGAGCAUCGCCAGCAACUACAACGUGUCCUACAAUGUUGACGCCCGGUUCCGGAGCCUGGCGGAAGAGAGCCGGGCUGUGGCUCAGGCAGUCAACCGGUCACAGGCCUCGGUGCAGGGGGAGCUGGCGCAGCUCAAGGCCUGGGUGAGGAAGACGCAGCGCCGAAGCCGGAAAGUAGACACGCGGCUGCGGACCUUGGACCUCGCCCUGGGCGAGAGGAGCCAGCAGCGGGCCCGGGAGAGGAAGGUGCACAAGGCCCAGAGGGACGCCCUGCGGGACUCACUGGCACGCCUGGAGGGCCUCAUCCACAGCCAGGGCGCCAGGCUAGCUGCUCUGGAGGGGCGGCUGCCCGUGUCCCACCCUGGCACUGCAGCCCUCGGGCCGACCCUGGUCCCAACCCCAACCCAGCCUGAGGAGCUAGGCCCGAGCUCCCUGACGCUUCAGAGGGACAGGCAGGAGCUCCGAGCUGCAUCUGAGCACAGGGGCCCCCCGCAGGACUCCUCAGCCCCUCUCCAUGGAAGGCAGGAGCCCCCAGCCUCAGGCAGCCAUCGGGUACUCAGUGGGACGGCCACAGCCCCAAGAGACCCUCGGCAGCAGGCAUGGUCCCCCCAGGGACCAGGAGAGAUUUGCGGCGUGGGCCCCACCCUCGUUUUCCCAAACGCCUCCACCAAGAACGUGGUCUUCCUCAGCCCUGGCUUCGUCACUGCCCUGCGAGCCCUGUCCUUCUGCAGCUGGGUCCGCACGGCCUCCGGCCGCCUGGGCACCCUCCUGUCCUACGCCACCGAGGACAAUGACAACAAGCUGGUGCUGCACGGCCGAGACUCCCUGCUGCCCGGAUCCAUCCACUUCGUGAUCGGGGACCCGGCCUUCAGGGAGCUGCCCUUGCAGCCGCUGCUGGACGGCCAGUGGCACCACAUCUGUGUCAUCUGGACGUCCACCCAGGGCAGGUACUGGCUCCACGUGGAUCGCAGGCUGGUGGCCACAGGCUCCCGCUUCAGGGAGGGCUAUGAGAUCCCCCCCGGAGGGUCCCUCGUGCUGGGUCAGGAACAAGACAGCGUGGGGGGCGGAUUCGACAGCUCCGAGGCCUUCGUGGGGAGCAUGUCUGGCUUGGCUAUCUGGGAUCGGGUGCUGGUUCCCGGGGAAGUUGCAAACCUUGCCAUCAGGAAAGAGUUCCCGACAGGUGCCAUCCUAACGCUGGCCAAUGCUGUGCUGACAGGCGGAUUCGUGCAGAGGGCCAACUGCACCUGCCUGGAACGCUGUCCCUGAGGCUGAGCCUCACAGGCGUUGAGGCCAGCAAGAGGGGCAUGCCCCCAUCCACAUUCUGCCACCGCCCCCCGCCAGCACAUUCUACAAAGGCCACCCCCACCUGUCCUGGCUGUGCACACCUGUGCCCUCACAUAGGGGUGCCUGUUCUAUCUUGGGGGGUGGGGAGGUGGACAGGGAUUGAGCAGGGACAGAGAGAGCCUGGGGUCAAGGUGGCCCGCAAGCCCUUGUUUCUUCCAUCACCAUGGCGUUCUUACUUCCUGCACUUUCUUCCUUUCUUUCUUAUCUUUUU
Molecule: messenger RNA, 1809 nt
Organism: Nomascus leucogenys (northern white-cheeked gibbon)
Lineage: Eukaryota; Metazoa; Chordata; Mammalia; Primates; Hylobatidae
Gene: PTX4
Product: pentraxin 4
Source: RefSeq, a predicted model, not a curated record